Messenger RNA from Morone saxatilis (striped sea-bass), 2444 nucleotides. Its product is annotated as interferon-induced very large GTPase 1-like. The record is from RefSeq and is a predicted model, not a curated record. Gene Ontology annotation, molecular function: GTP binding. The transcript has a single exon. NCBI's taxonomy places the organism in Eukaryota, Metazoa, Chordata, Actinopteri, Moronidae. The annotation marks the transcript as partial.
GAGAGUGUUCAAGAGCUGAAGAACUUCAUCCUCUCUAAAGCUUCACAGUCUGCUGGGAUUAGUCUCUCACAGUUCAAAAGCAAAAUUCAUGACCUGUGGAAUGCCCUGUUGGACGAAAACUUUGUUUUCAGUUUCAAAAACACACUUGAAAUUGCAGUGUACAGAGAACUUGAGGUCCAGUAUGGGAACUGGACCUGGGCCCUGAGGUGCAACAUGUUGACCAUUGAAAGCCAGCUUUAUAACAGAAUAGAAAAUGGAAAACUUGAAAGUGUUAAGUAUAGUUAUCUUCUCGAGGAAAUUAGUAAAACAUAUACAAAGGUCAAAAACGAUAUGACAGCAUACUUUGAUGACAACAAAGAUAAAGAAAUGUUGGUUCAGUGGCGAGGCCGAUUUGAAAGUAAAAUCAAGGAGUUUCAUGAUGAACAAGUGAAAGGAGUUGAAAGAAAACUGAAUGAAAUAAUCAAGCAGAAGAAUGCUUGUAAAAAACUUGAUGAUACGAAGGCACAGUUUGAGAACAAGCUGCUUGAAAAGAGCAAAGAUCUCGCUCAUCAGUUAAAAGACAAAGCAACAGAAAAGGAACUUAAAAUACAGUUUGACUCUGUUUGGAGUGAAUGGGUUAAUGAAUUAACUGGAGACACAAAACCUAUUGAGGACAUCAACUUGGAAGAAGACCAAAUAUCCAUCCUUCAAGAGCUUUGUAUUGAAUGCUCCCUCAUAAAGGAAUCCAAAAGCAGUGGCAGCUACAAAAAUAUAUCAAUGGUCGGAAAUUACAUUGAUUAUGUAACCAUCACCAAACACAGAGAUCUGUGUAACACAGGCCAAAAUUUCUAUCAAGAUCAUGACGGGGAUCGUUCUAAUUCUCUAAACAUAUUAGUUGAUUUCUCUUCAGAAACAACCACAAAUAAAGAUAGCUCAAAGAUGGAUUUUCCGCAUGAAGAACACCGACUGAUCAGAUCCCUCAUUGAUGAUGUUGAAAAACAGUCCCUUGAUGCAAUUAAGAGUAAACCUGUAGCUACAAGAGGCUACAGCUCAACUUACUUGCAAGAAGUGGCCAAAAAUGUAAAAGAAAAGGUGACAGAAUUUGAAACAAAGAGGAAAUAUGCUCUGAAGAAGGAGUUUACAGUUGAUCUCUUACUGUAUGUAUUUGACAGAGCAGGUAGUUGGCUUUCAGAGUCCCACAGGAAAUUCAAAAUGAACAACGAUGCACUCAGUUAUUUGGAAAGCAAGAAAAAACAAUAUUACAACAUUUUCAGAAGCUUCUGCAAAGGAAACUCGUCUGCUGUUGUGCUUGGAGAACUGAUCUGUGAAAAACUGAAGAGUUCAACUGUUGAGGCUGUUUGUAACAAGACUGCCAUUGAUCUCGCUGGAGAGAUGAGGUGCAGUUUCCCAGCAUUCAAUGGGAACAGGUUGAACUUGGAGAAACACGUGUUGAAGUCACUGGCAGAAGAAGAGGACUUUAAUGGCUAUAUCACCUACAUCCGACACCCAAGGAGGCAAGUAGAGACUUUUAUAAAAGAAGAAGUAAAGAAAUAUAUCUUCAGAGAGAACAAAGAUAAAGCUGGAGAUAUGCUCAAGAAAAAUGUUGAGGACACCAAACAACUUGUGAGUCGAGCUUUAUUUACUGCAACAGAUAAAGUCAAAACCCAGAGAGGAGACAUAUACAUGUGGAUGGAGGAAUUUUCCAGUUUGCUAAAAGAUGAGCUAACAUUUGACACCAUUAGUUGUCAAAACUUCAGUGACAUAAACAAUUUUGACUUUCUUAAAGAAGAGAUUGAGAAAGGCCUUGAAUCCAUCAUGGAAGAGACAAGCAACAUCUCACUGGAUAAGAUGAAGGAAUUCAGACUGAAGCCUGAUCAAAUCCUCAUCGAUCAGCUGUGUAAGUGCUGCUGGGUAACGUGUCCAUUCUGUGCAGCUGUUUGUAUCAACACCUUAGAAGAUCACAAUCCUGAUGACCAUAGUGUGCCUUUUCAUCGCCCCUGUGGGGUCAGUGGUAUGCACACAAGAAACACAGUGGAACUGGUGAUCAAUUUCUGCACAACAAAUGUUGCAAGUGAUGGAAGGUUUUACACUGAUGGAAAUUCAGAGUCCAUUUCCUUUAAACAGUACCGAACUGCUGGCCCAAGAUUUGCUAACUGGAGCAUCACCCCUGACGGCUCUAAGCUGAGCUACUGGAAAUGGUUUGUAUGUCGAUUUCAAAAGCAACUUGAAGAUCACCAUAAAUUAAAAUUCUGUGGCAGUGGAGAAAUUCCCAGUGAAUGGAGAAACCACAGUAAACAAGAAGCCAUUAAAAGUCUGGAUGAAAUGUACAAUCUGUAGUGACCCAGAAACAACAAAACUUUACUCAAAGUAACAGAAGAACUGUUCAAAGGAAUUAGUUUUUUAUAAAAAUUUCAUCAAACAGACAUGUUAUUGUUUUAAGUUGUAUGAUUUUCUUAUAAAAUACU